This is a messenger RNA of Linum tenue, 1802 nucleotides long. NCBI's taxonomy places the organism in Eukaryota, Viridiplantae, Streptophyta, Magnoliopsida, Malpighiales, Linaceae. The record is from the annotation of a GenBank genome assembly.
GCCGAUGUGGGUCAGCGAUGUCAUUGAAUGAUGUUCCAGUAUUAUCCGUUCCUUCAUUUCGCCUUCUAACGGGCAGAUCUGAGCUCAAAUAGUCCAAUACCACCUGCUACUAAUCUCUGCUUUUGGUUCCUCUUACUCAACGCCGCCAUCUCCAGCAAUGUUAAAGCCGUCGGCUUCAACUGGGCACGACGACCCUUCCACCCGUUGCCGCCGCGCAAGGUAGUGAAGCUCUUGAAGUCCAACAAGAUUACAGAGUUAGCUCUUUGAUUCCGAAGCGCUAGUGCUUUGAAACUCUUUCCGGCUCCAAUAUUGGCGUCACCGUCCGCUAUCCCAAUUCCAUGCUCAAGACCUACAACUCUUCCAAGAAAGCAGUCAAGAGUUGGGUCCACAAUAACGUGACCUGUUACUUCUUCACCGCCCUCGCUGGACUCCGAAUUGAGAAUGUUUGUUGUAGAUGAACCAUUCCACCAGAUGUACGGUGAACAGUUCCAUCCAUCUGUCAUUGGAGCAGCCAUCGGCGUGAAAUCAGGUUUAGCAAAAGCUAACCUAGGAAAUGAAGCAAAAGUACUGGUGGUGGUUCCUCUUCGUUCAGAUUCCGUUCACUCUGAAUCGGGUCUAACUUCCAAGGCAAACAUCAGGCCUGACCUCAACAAGACAUUAAUGCUCGAGCUCCUUACAUUCCUUGAAAAACAUCAUUCACCCUUCUUCAUUGCCAUCUCUCCCUUCUUCCUGCAAGAUAAGAACGUUUUCCUCGACUUCGUGAAGUUCAAGGAAACUGCACGCCCUCGUAACGAUACCCGCGGCAGAACAUACAGAAACAGCGACACAUGAUACUGCAGUUGUCGGCUGCACCAGCUACUCCCGGGUUUCAUGUAAGGAUGGUAGAAGGUUCAGAGGUGGGAGGUUCAAGUACCCGUGCUGCUGAAGUUGAAAUUACUAAAACCAAGAGGAAGGUAGAGAACGUUAAGAAUAAGGGGAAGGAAGUUCAGAUUUCUGAGACAGGGAAAAGGAAAAGAAAGGUUGUUGCUGGAGAGAAGCAGAAGGCAGCACCUUGCGGAAAAAGGCAGAAGCGAACUCCGGGGGGAGGAAAUGAAGCCACUUUGAACUAUCGAUGCAGCCCGAAAGAGAUUCUUAGUCAUAUUAGACCGCCUUUAUCUGAUGGCAUGAAAACAUCAAAGGAGAAUUCUAAGCUUGCUAAAAAUUAUGGUUUCAGUAAAACAGGGAAGGGGACUGUUGCUUUUGACAAUUUGAGGACUUGUAUGGGAGCAGUGAAGUCUGAUGAUUCUAGGUGGGUGAAUAUGACAACUAUGAAUGAGGAAGAGGCUAGCCGCUGUGUUAUUAAUUUGGAAACAACAUGUCAGUUGUGGAGUCCGAAACUUUUGAAGCAAAGGAAGGCAGCAAUGGAGAAGAAGUUUGGGAAGGAUUUUGGUAAAGUUUUUGUUCCAAGGGAUGCACCCAUUUUUUCUACUACUCGUCCGAAGAUGACUCAAAGUCUUAGUGGUCUUGAGGUUGCUGAAGGUGAGAAGGGUGCUGGUAUUGGAGAUGAAUUUCCAGACUUCAAUCUGAAUCUGGAUGGGAAGACUGUUCAAGAGGCGUCCGUGUUCACGUUGCUGUUGGGAGUUCGCGUUCAGGUUUGGAACAAGUGUAUAUCUCGGCUGCUGGUGGGAGUUCGUGUUCAGCAAGCCGAGUGGCUCGCGUGGGGGUCCUGGUCCUGGCGCGCUUAUGCCACGACUGUAGUAGAGUCUGUCGCGUCCUCUUCUCUUAUGCCUGCUUAUGUUCGUCGUCUGGUUCUGGAGGCGUUA